Messenger RNA from Nematocida major, 1461 nucleotides. RefSeq lists its product as uncharacterized. The record is from RefSeq and is a predicted model, not a curated record. Lineage: Eukaryota; Fungi; Microsporidia. The transcript has a single exon. Bases 1 to 1461 code for a protein of 486 amino acids.
AUGCUAAGCGCAAUUCUCACAGCAACAAGCGUUAUUCUGCUUGUUAUUCUGCUAAUGAUUAUAUCGUCUAUUCUUUUGUACUCAAAUUAUUCAGAGAAGAUCUGCGAGGUGACUUUGGACGAUUUGAACAGGAAGGCCACGCUCAACAUAGACAUUACGCAAGACAGCUUGUUUAUUGGGCAAAAGAUACUCGACGAGGUGUGGGUGAUUGCCACGGUAGAGAACUGCGGGCUUUUGUCGAAAAAGGACCUUGCGCGGAUACUGCGUGCACUGCGCAACACAGGAAUAGAAGAGCUUGUUUUGAAGAGAGUAAAACCUCCGCUCGAAAUAAAUAGCGCGUGGCUGAACGGAAUAAAAACAGUCCGGAGCGUCUCCUUUGUAGACUCCACCGUCUCGUGCCAGCUUCUGAACGAGGUCCGGAUGGCUCCGCAAAUAGAGUGCUUGAAGAUCUCAGGAAGAAAAACAGAGUGGUUGUACGAAAGACACGAAGCCCCGGAAAGCAUGGAAAACAUCCAGUCGCUUGUGGUGAAGAACACAAAAAAGGGAUUUUUCUCUGCUUUUCUCGGGUCGAUGAGCUUCAGCCCUGUGCGGGACCUGCAUCUAGACAGUUCAGGGCUUAGGUCGUUUCGCGCCCUCGCCAGUGCAGAGCUCACAAACUUGCGCAAGCUGAGAAUCCGCCAUGAGGUGCUGGACGGAGCCACCCUUGGAGACAUAGCCAAGUUCAAGCAUUUGGAAAGCCUUAGCAUUCUGAGGAGCAAGGUCCUGCACGCCCCCUUGGCCGAGGACCGGGCUCCGGUGGUUGCUUUGUUUAAGAAAAUGUGGCAAUUCAAGAUAGAAAGAUCAGUGUAUGAUAAAAUGCAGCGGAUCUGCGCCUUCCAGACAAACGAGAAAAACAUACACAUAUGCAUGCACUACGCACGGGAGAAGUACUUUGUCGAGUACACUCCCAUAUACAACAAAACAUGGCGGAUUUUUAAGACGCAGGACAGCGGCAGCGUGCUGCAAGUGAAAGUUGCCGAUAUUGUCGAAGAGGACGCACUGAGUGAGACCCCCCAGAACGCAGAGAAGAAAGACCAAAGCUCUUUGCAGCUGCCUUUUUUGAGGGAAGAGCCCAUGCAAGAAGUUGCCAUAACGAUAGAAAUAUCCCGGUCCAAGCAAGAGAUGCAGAAACUUCUGAGGAGAAUAAUGGACAAGACAAAGGCAUACACCCCAAGCAAAAUUGCCGUGUAUUUCAGCAAAUCCUGCCCAAUCGACAGAAAAUACAUAAAGAGAAUCCUGAAGGACGAAGGGUAUCCCUCCCUUGCGGAAGUGCGCUUUAACAACAUGCUCCUGUGCAGCCCAAAGUUGCAGCGGCCCCAGAGCGUGACAAGUUUGCAUUUGGUGCGCGUAGAAACAAAAGACAACAAACACACGUGGAAGGCCUUAGACAAAAAGAGCCAGAAAAGUGAUAUAUUUUUAUAG